Emiliania huxleyi CCMP1516 is the source of this 1917-nucleotide messenger RNA. RefSeq lists its product as hypothetical. The record is from RefSeq and is a predicted model, not a curated record. Gene Ontology annotation, biological process: monoatomic ion transmembrane transport; signal transduction; regulation of membrane potential. Gene Ontology annotation, cellular component: membrane; neuron projection; synapse. Bases 1 to 1917 code for a protein of 638 amino acids. Lineage: Eukaryota; Haptophyta; Isochrysidales; Noelaerhabdaceae. The transcript is spliced from 4 exons. Gene Ontology annotation, molecular function: neurotransmitter receptor activity; transmembrane signaling receptor activity; monoatomic ion channel activity.
AUGUCGCGGCCAAUCAGUGCGGCUGGGAGUUGCGAUUGCGUGAUUCUGGGGUGGCACUACUCGGCCGAGAUUGCGGCAUUGAUCUCCAUCAAUCGCACCGUUCCUGACGGCGCGAUUAGUGAAGCUGUACUCCCACAAGGCUGUCUCAAAGGGCUGGAGGCCGACUGCGAGGUGGGCAAACUCGUAGCACCAGAGUGCAACUCUGCACAACGGGAAGAGGCUGUGGCAAACACCCUCCUCCUGACCUUCAGCUUCUCUAGCGCCUUCAAAGAGUGGCUGAUCGCGGUGGCAGAAGCGUGCGGCGCCCACUGGGUGACGGCCGACUCGGUCCGUGCAGUGAUGUCCACACCGCGGCGGCCGCCUGUGAUGUGGGACCAGGCGGCCACCGCGCUCAUGCUCCUCCUGUCCGGGGGGGUCAUCGGCCUCCCUAACACAGCGCACGAGAUCUUCUACGCACAGGAAAUUGGCGGCGCACAGUGGGCGGGGCUCGAUGUCGCCGACUAUGUGGAGCUCGGCUUCACGUGGGGGCAAGGCUACAGCGCCAAAGGGGCGUACAAGGGCUACCUUGAACAAUUCAGCGAGCCCGGCGUCUACGACCCGCACGCCAUGUUCCCACUCUCAACGGGCCCCACCAUCGUCUACCCGCAGUACUUUGUCUACCUCGCCUGGACGGACCGACGCAUCUUCUCGCGUUGCGACGGGUUCAUCUCCGACGGAUCAGACUCGACAGAUCCUUGCUCGCUGUACUGGCAGCCAGAUAUUGUGCUGCCCGACGCCCUGCUCGGCGACGAGGAGCCGCAGAUCAUCGAGGAUCUCGGGCUUUUUACUCACGUUGGGCUGGAACAGGGACCGGAUCCCACUAUCGCCAUACCAAACCACAACCGGAGCAUCGCCUACCGGCAAUACCGCGAGCGGGCAAAGUUCCUCGUCGUGCUCGACCAGGCGGACAUCCCGUUUGACGACCACACCCUCAAUUUCACCUUCAAAUUGCCUUCGGGCGUCACCGCGGACGAGGCGUGCUUCGCCACUGGCCCACCCGACGGCGACGGCCGCGACGCCACGAUCGUCGAGCUAUCGAGCAUGCAGCUCGGCGGCGGCUGGAAGCAGGGCGACAAGCCAGACCUCUGGAGCGGCGAUGCGUCGCAGGUGCGCCGCUCUCCGCGUCCGGCGCACCCGGUGUGGGACAUCAUGGACUUCACCGCGCACGUAGUACAGCGCUCUCGCGACCCGAUUGUCGAGCUCGAGUCGACCGAGUGGUCGUACGAGAAGAACCCCGCGUAUCGGAUGCGAGAGUUGAUCGAGGGCCCGUGGCUGCGCGCCCACCUUGAGAGCGGGGCGCACUCGGUUUGCGAGGUGACGUUCUCGCUCACCAUCAAACGGCGCAACACGUACCACAUCCUCAACUACAUUGUCACGCAGUCGCUGCUCGUGGUGCUCGGCUGGUGUACGUUUGGCAUCGCCCCGUCCAACGUUGACUCACGCCUUGCAAUCACCCUCACCCUCCUCCUGGCCAUCAAUGUCUUCCAGAUCGUGCUCGUAGAGAACCUCCCGGAGAUGGGCAAUCUCUCUCGGCUGCAGUGGUUCACGGUGACCAACACCCUCAUCCUCGCCCUCAUGGCGAUGGAGUCCAUCAUCGUCUGUCAGUGUUGGAAGCACGAGAAGCGGCGGCAGGAGCUCGAGGCGCGCAUCAAAGAGCUGACCAACAACCAGCUCGCUGUGCUCGCCAUCAUGCGGCUGCAGCGAGCCUGGAGGCGCAAGAAGCAGCUGGACACGUGGCGGCGGAGGGCAGCGGCGGCGGCGAGCGCCCACCAGUUGCCACGCAAGGGCAGGCUGAGCCCGCAGGGCAUGGUGAUCAGGACGAGCAACCCACCGGGCCCAUCCGCCGUGGCGCCGACUCAGCAGGUCGCGGCUCGAUGA